This is a messenger RNA of Nannospalax galili (Upper Galilee mountains blind mole rat), 3032 nucleotides long. RefSeq names its product mitogen-activated protein kinase kinase kinase kinase 2 (gene Map4k2). Gene Ontology annotation, biological process: protein phosphorylation. The record is from RefSeq and is a predicted model, not a curated record. Gene Ontology annotation, molecular function: MAP kinase kinase kinase kinase activity; ATP binding. The transcript has 32 exons. Lineage: Eukaryota; Metazoa; Chordata; Mammalia; Rodentia; Spalacidae. Bases 61 to 2526 code for a protein of 821 amino acids.
CUCGCGCCAACCCGCGCCGGCUCCGCAGCUCGCGCCCGCCGGCCGGUCCGGCGCCGGGCCAUGGCGCUGCUGCGGGACGUGUCGCUGCAGGACCCGCGGGACCGCUUUGAGCUGCUGCAGCGCGUGGGGGCCGGGACCUAUGGCGACGUCUACAAGGCCCGCGACACGCUCACGUCCGAACUGGCCGCGGUGAAGAUCGUCAAGCUCGACCCAGGGGACGACAUCAGCUCUCUCCAGCAGGAAAUCACCAUCCUCCGGGAGUGCCGCCACCCCAAUGUUGUGGCCUACAUUGGCAGCUACCUCAGGAAUGAUCGAUUGUGGAUCUGCAUGGAGUUCUGUGGAGGGGGGUCCCUGCAGGAGAUUUACCACGCCACUGGGCCCCUGGAGGAACGGCAGAUUGCCUAUGUCUGCCGGGAGGCACUGAAGGGGCUCCACCACCUGCACUCUCAGGGGAAGAUCCACCGAGACAUCAAGGGUGCCAAUCUUCUGUUAACUCUACAGGGCGAUGUCAAACUGGCGGACUUUGGGGUGUCAGGCGAGCUGACGGCAUCUGUGGCCAAGAGGCGGUCUUUCAUUGGCACUCCAUACUGGAUGGCACCAGAGGUAGCUGCUGUGGAACGCAAGGGUGGAUACAAUGAACUGUGUGACGUCUGGGCCCUGGGCAUCACCGCCAUCGAGCUUGGCGAGCUGCAGCCGCCACUCUUCCACCUGCACCCCAUGAGGGCCUUGAUGCUUAUGUCUAAGAGCAGCUUUCAACCGCCCAAGCUGAGAGACAAGACACACUGGACCCAGAAUUUCCACCACUUCCUCAAGUUGGCCCUGACCAAGAACCCCAAGAAGAGACCCACAGCUGAAAAGUUGCUGCAGCACCCCUUCACAACCCAGCAGCUCCCUCGGGCCCUCCUCACCCAGCUCCUGGACAAGGCUAGCGACCCCCACCUGGGAACCCUCUCCCCUGAAGACUGUGAGCUGGAGACCUACGACAUGUUUCCAGAUACCAUUCACUCACGCAGUCAUCAUGGCCCAGCUGAGAGGACCCCCUCUGAGAUCCAGUUUCACCAAGUGAAAUUUGGCGCCCCACUUAGGAAGGAGACGGAUCCACUCAAUGAGCCGUGGGAGGAGGAAUGGACGCUGCUGGGAAAGGAGGAGCUGAGUGGGAGCUUGCUGCAGUCAGUCCAAGAGGCCCUGGAGGAAAGGAGCCUGACCAUUCGGCCAGCCUCAGAACUCCAGGAGCUGGACUCCCCAGACAGUGCCAUGGGAACCAUCAAGCGGGCCCCAUUUUUGGGGCUGCCCCCCACUGAGUCAACACCUGAGGCCAACCCUCAGUCCAGCCCCUCAGGAGCCCCGCCUGCACCUCCACCUGGCCCUGGCAGUCCCCCACUGCUGCCUACUGCUUGGGCCACCUUGAAGCACCGGGAAGGUCCUGAGAGGUCAUCCUGCCAUGGCCUUCCCCCAACCCCCAAGGUGCACAUGGGCGCUUGCUUCUCCAAGGUCUUCAACGGCUGCCCCCUGCGGAUUCACGCAGCUGUCACUUGGAUUCACCCUGUGACUCGAGACCAGUUCCUGGUGGUGGGGGCUGAGGAAGGUGUCUACACCCUCAACCUGCAUGAGCUACAUGAGGAUACGCUGGAAAAACUCGUCUCCCAGCGCUGUUCCUGGCUCUACUGUGUGAACAAUGUGCUGCUGUCGCUCUCAGGGAAAUCCACUCACAUUUGGGCGCAUGACCUCCCUGGCCUGUUUGAGCAGCGGAGACUACAGCACCAGGCACCCCUCUCCAUUCCCACUAACCGCCUCACCCAGCACAUCAUUCCCAGGCGCUUCGCCCUGUCUACCAAGAUUCCUGACACCAAAGGCUGCCUGCAGUGCCGUGUGGUGCGUAACCCCUACACAGGCAGCACUUUCCUGCUGGCCGCUCUGCCUGCCAGCCUACUCCUGCUGCAGUGGUAUGAGCCACUGCAGAAAUUCCUGCUGCUGAAGAACUUCUCUAGCCCCUUGCCCAGCCCAGCGGGGAUGCUGGAGCCUCUGGUGCUGGAUGGGAAAGAGCUGCCACAGGUAUGUGUGGGAGCUGAGGGGCCGGAGGGGCCUGGCUGUCGUGUCCUGUUCCAUGUCCUGCCCCUGGAGACUGGCCUGACACCUGACAUCCUCAUCCCCCCUGAGGGGAUCCCAGGCUCAGCCCAGCAGGUGAUCCAGGUGGACAGGGACACAGUCCUGGUCAGCUUUGAACGAUGCGUGAGGAUUGUCAACCUGCAGGGUGAGCCCACUGCCACACUGGCCCCUGAGCUGACAUUUGACUUUCCCAUCGAGACUGUGGUGUGUCUGCAGGACAGUGUGCUAGCCUUCUGGAGCCAUGGCAUGCAGGGACGCAGCCUUGACACCAAUGAGGUGACUCAGGAGAUCACAGAUGAGACAAGGAUCUUCCGAGUGCUGGGGGCCCACAGAGACAUCAUCCUGGAGAGCAUCCCCACCGACAACCCUGGGGCACACAGCAACCUCUACAUCCUCACAGGCCACCAGAGUAGCUACUGAGCUGUUGCCCUGACGGUGCCCAGGCCCAAGCUGCCACUUCCAGCCUCUGCUGGGGCCUGGAGGGCAGACCUAAACCUGAGAAAUGUCUGGGGGUGAGGAGGGGAGGUAGCCCACCCCCCUCAGCAAUAACUGGACCCAAGGAAGCUGUGGCCACCUGUCCUCCCUGCCAGGAGGCUUGUCUCUUUUGCAGAGGCCUUGGGCAGGAUGGGGCCACCUUGCCAAUCUAUUCCAUUUUCUCACAUCUUCAUUCUUUCUACCAAGAGCCGGCCCUGGGCUCUGUCCUGGGGAACAUGUAUUUAAGAGAGAAUUAUAUUGGUAUUAAAGCUGGUUGGUUUUAUCCCACUGGUCCCUCUGGGGUGGAGGAGCUGGGCUUCUACCUUCUGUCCUUCCUUCCUCCCUCCCUCUCCUGCAAGACACUUUUCAGUGAGUACUCAGUUGGUCCUAGGCAUGUACCAUGGAAGUCCACUGGUGCUUUGGGGACGCCAGGCAUAGGUGACAAUGGCCAG